Messenger RNA from Lycium ferocissimum, 1506 nucleotides. RefSeq lists its product as uncharacterized. The transcript is spliced from 5 exons. Bases 199 to 1326 code for a protein of 375 amino acids. The record is from RefSeq and is a predicted model, not a curated record. Lineage: Eukaryota; Viridiplantae; Streptophyta; Magnoliopsida; Solanales; Solanaceae. Gene Ontology annotation, molecular function: calcium ion binding.
AACCUACUACCAAAAGAAGGGACCAUUUUAUCAUUUUGUCACAUAUUUUUCUCUAGAACUCUCACUCAAAAGAAACUGCUUUGCGAAACAACUCAUAAUAUACAUUGAUUUGAGACGCAACCUUUUUGGAAGAGAAAAGAAACUUAGUCACGAGAAAGUGAGGUGUUGUUGACAAGGAAAUUAAAUUAAAGGCUAAAAAUGGAGGAGAAAAAUGAAGAAGUGAUGAAGAUGAAAAGUAGUGGGAGUGAGAGUCAGGUGAUGGACGGUUCAGAUAUAAUGAAGUUAGUUGGAAAUGAGGCUGUGUUUAGUAACUUUGUAGAUCAUAAGUUUCAAGAACUAGACAUAGACCAAGACGGCAAACUUUCAGUUAACGAGUUACAACCUGCUGUUGCUGAUAUUGGUGUUGCUCUUGGUUUACCUGCUCAAGGUUCUUCUCCUGAAUCUGAUCAUAUCUACUCUGAGGUUCUUCAAGAAUUCACACAUGGAAAGCAAGAGAAAGUAAGCAAGACUGAGUUUAAAGAGGUUCUUUCAGAUAUUUUACUAGGCAUGGCUGCUGGUUUAAAGCGAGAUCCUAUUGUACUCCUUCGUAUGGAUGGCGAAGACCUUCUUGAGUUCGUUAAAAGUCCUUCAUUCGAACCAGAGACGCUUUCCAUGUUCUCUGAGAUAGAACUGCCUGAUGGAUCCCUUAAAGAUUACAUCAUCAAGGCUUUUGAGAAACUUACGGUUGAUCAGGGGAUGCCUCCUGCAUCAGAUUCAUGGGUAAUGAGUAAUGUGGUGGAGCCAGUAGUUGAAUCCUGCAUUGGAGCAUCUAACGAGCAACCUGUUUCACAAGAGACAUUUUUGGCUGAAUUUAAGAAAGUUGCAGAGAGUGCUGCUCAACGUCUCAAGGAGCAGCCGGUGAUUGUUGCUCACAGCGAGAACACAUUUGAUGGAAGUGGAAUUAAAAGACUAUUGUCUAACAAGUUUGAAUUGGAUAAGACGCUGGAUUCUGCCUUAAAGACUGUACCCAGAGAUCGCCAUGGGAAAAUGUCAAAGGAAUACCUACGAGUUGCACUCGAUGUUGUUGCACCAUCAGCUGGUUUACCUCCCAUUGGUGCUGUUGACCAGAUGGAUAAGGUCGUCAAAGAGGUGUGUAAGAUGCUUGAUGCUGAUGACGGAAAGAUGGUUAAAGAGGAAGAGUUCAAGAAGUUGUUGACAGAAAUUCUUGGCAGCAUGAUGCUGCAAUUAGAAGGAAAUCCAGUUUCAGUGUCCACGAACUCUGUCGUGCACGAGCCUCUGGCUUCUUCCUCUACACUCUUGCAGCCUCCGUCUAAUUCUGAGAUGUAACUGAUCUUAUGGAAACUAGAACAAAAAGAAUAACAGGGGAUGUAUUAUGUAAAUUUCUGUUAGAAAUUAAAGGCUGAGAGAUACUGCCUUACUAAUACCGCAUCCAUUUGAGCAAAUUAACUGUGACAUGAGGUCUCUGAAUACCUUAAAGUUUGAAUGAGUAGUCUUAUUCUCAUAAUA